This is a messenger RNA of Neomonachus schauinslandi (Hawaiian monk seal), 2418 nucleotides long. RefSeq names its product cadherin related family member 5 (gene CDHR5). The record is from RefSeq and is a predicted model, not a curated record. Gene Ontology annotation, molecular function: calcium ion binding; cadherin binding. Gene Ontology annotation, biological process: cell-cell junction assembly; cell morphogenesis; calcium-dependent cell-cell adhesion. Gene Ontology annotation, cellular component: catenin complex; plasma membrane; adherens junction. NCBI's taxonomy places the organism in Eukaryota, Metazoa, Chordata, Mammalia, Carnivora, Phocidae. Bases 1 to 2331 code for a protein of 776 amino acids. The transcript is spliced from 15 exons.
AUGGGCGCUUGGGCCCUGCUGCUGCCACUGCUCAUGGCCACGGCUCAGGCCCAGGUCUGCUCUGUGAACAACAACUUUUUCGAAGUCCAGGAGAACACGAAUCAGAGCGGGCCCCUGGCUGACAUCUACGUCCCCAAGGGCCAGCAGGUGACCCUCGGGCCGUCGUCCACCCCCUACGCGUUCUGGAUCCAGGGGACUCAGCUGUUUCUCAAUGUGACUCCUGACUAUGAGGAGAACACGAUGCUGCAGGCGCAACUGGAAUGCAGAAGUGGCGACACCGUGGUGACCCAGCUGAGAGUGCUGGUGUCCGUGCUGGACAUCAAUGACAACGCGCCCGAGUUCCCCUUUAAAAUCAAGGUGAAGAAAAUACCUGAGGACACUAAAGUGAAUACCACUGUCAUCCCUGAGACGGAACUGGAGGCCCGGGAUCUCGACAAGGAUGACAUCUUGUUCUAUACCCUCCAGGAAGUGACCCCGGGCGCCAGUAACUUCUUCUCCUUGGUGGGUACCAACCUCCCUGCCCUGCGGCUGGACCAGCCACUGGACUUCUACUCAUGGCAGAACAUUACCUUCCGGCUGCUGGUGCGGGACACACAGGAGGAGAAUGCAGAGCCCAGCCACACGGCCACAGCCACCUUGGAACUGAAGGUGCAGCCUGCUGACCUUCGCCCCCCCUGGUUCCUGCCCUGUGGCUAUUCAGACCCUUACAUCUGCAUCAACGCUGAGUACCACGGGGCUGUCCCCCUGGGGCACAAACUGCCAGCCCCCCUCGUCCUACGUCCUGGGCCCAUCCACGCCGUGGACGGGGAUCAGGGCAUCAACCAGCGCAUCCUCUACAGCAUUAUGCAGGGACAAGAUGGCACGUUUGCCAUCGAUGCUGACUCGGGCAACCUUACCAUGACCAGAAGCGUCCCCAGCCCAAAGACCUUCACUCUGCUGGUCAAGGGUGAACAGGCAGACCGUGCCCGCUACUCGGUGACCUGGGUCAGGAUCGAGGCCCGAAAUGCCACUGGGAGCCUACCCUACUUCCCCAAGAGCCAGUACCGGGGCCGGGUGGCGCGCGGCUCUGGAGCAGGCGUGGAGGUCAAAGACACAACCGCCCCCUCCCUGCCUCUGAGGAUCUGGGCCCAGGACCCUGACUUUCCGGACCUCAACUCUGCCAUCACGUAUCGCAUCACCAAUAACACCAACUUCCGGAUGGAUGGCGAGACUGUGCUGACCGCUGCCCUGCUGGCCGAUGAGGGGGUCUUCUAUGCAGAGGUCGAGGCCAAUAACACAGUGACCACAGGCACAGCAACCACUGUGGUGGAAAUACAGGUGCUGGAGUGGGAGGAGCCCCCGCCCACAGGUCCCUCCGGUCCCCCAGAGACCCCCACAUCCCCAGAGGCUGGAGGAACAACCAGGCCCUCAAGCAGCACCACUUUGGAAGCCCCCAGACCCCCAGGGCCCUCUCAGGGACCCUCUACGACCAGCCCUGGGGGGGGCACUGGCCCACAUCUCCCCUCAAGCACAACUCUGAGGCCACUUGCCUCAUCUACGCCCGGGGGGCCCCCCAGUGUGGGAACCAGCACCUUCCUCCCAUCAGCCUCACCCAGCGGGGGCUCAACACAGACGCUAAAGCCAGGAACCUCUCAGCCGAUGAUGCCCCCUGGGCCCAGCAGGACCCCACAGACCUCAGGGCCACCCCAAACUGGAGGAGGCAGCACUCCGGGGAAUGGCGAGCCAGGGAUCAGCCAAGUUGAGGACAGGCGCUUCUCUGUCGUGGACAUGGCGGCCCUGGGCGGGGUGCUGGGCGCGCUGCUUCUUCUGGCUCUGAUUGCCCUCCUUAUCCUCAUCCACAAGCACUACGGCCAACCGCUCAAGUGUUGCUCCGGAAAAGCUCCGGAUCGCCAGCCCCUCCGCUUUGACAACCAGGCCUUUGUUGCCCCCCAAGAGGACAACUGGGCGCCAGCUCCCCGCUCCUCACCUGGCCCCACCCGGGCUGCGGCCCCGGAGCCCCCGGAGCCCCCGGAGCCCCCGGAGCCUGCGCUCCCAGAGCCCCCCAGCGCCGCGGCCCCGCGCCCUGCCUCAGAGUCCCCCGAGGUGGCCCGCGAUGGAGGCGGCCCAGCGGCUGUGAGGUCCAUCCUGACCAAAGAACGGCGGCCCGAGGGCGGCUACAAGGCCGUGUGGUUCGGGGAGGACAUUGGGGCUGAGGCCGACGUGGUGGUCCUCAACACGCCCGCCUCAGACGCGGCCCGCGCCGCCGACUCUGGCAGCGAGGUAAGCAGCGACGAGGACGCGGACGCGGAUGCUGACGACGACGCGCCGGACGCCGGCUCCACCUACGUCUAGUUCGGCUCCCCGCCUCCCCCGCGGGCCGGCCCUGAGGUCGGCCGGGGCCGCUCGCCCCCACGCCACGGCGCACAAUAAAGCGACAAU